Messenger RNA from Dimorphilus gyrociliatus, 2388 nucleotides. NCBI's taxonomy places the organism in Eukaryota, Metazoa, Annelida, Polychaeta, Dinophilidae. The record is from the annotation of a GenBank genome assembly.
CAAAGCGGAAAUAAACUGUCCGCCAUUUCGAUGUAACCGACAAGCUUCAGAGUUUUGCGGGAAAUACACCUAGAUAGACUUGAUUGUGAUACUUUUACAGUAAUAAUGAAAACAAAUGAUGAUGAGGGAUAUGUGAUUCGCGUCCGUGGUCUGCCAUGGUCAGCUACAGAGGACGAUGUUCGGAAUUUCUUUGAAGAUGCCGCCUGCGAUAUCACAGAAAAUGGUAUCCAUUUCACAUAUGUCAGAGACGGCCGUCCAUCGGGAGAGUGUUAUAUUGAAUUCACUAAUGAAGAUAGCCUGAAUAAAGCCUUAGCAAAGGAUAAGGAACACUUAGGAAAAAGAUAUGUCGAGAUAUUCAAAUCUAAGAGGCAAGAAAUGGAAUGGGUUGUUAAAAGAUCUGGACUUUCAGGACAACAAGGAGCAGACGCUGUAGUUAGAUUACGUGGACUGCCGUUCGGUUGUUCUAAAGAAGAAAUUGCUCACUUUUUUAGCGGGUUGGAAAUCGUUCCAAAUGGGAUAACUCUUCUACACGAUGGGCAGGGUCGAUCAACAGGGGACGGAUAUGUACAGUUCGCAUCAGCAUCUCUCGCUGAACAAGCUCUCUCUAAACAUACGGAAACAAUCGGGCACAGAUAUAUCGAAAUCUUCAAAAGCUCUUUAGUUGAACUUCGAAGCGUUUUGAACAGUCAUAAUCGAAGGACUCAACCAGGAUUCCGCCCUGGUCCUUAUGAUCGUAAUGAACGAUAUUCUGGUUAUGGGGGUGGAAGAGGCGGAGGGGGAGGAAGGCGAAAUGUUAGAGGUUUCAAUGAGGAAUACGAUGAUUAUUAUGAAUAUGGUAGAUCCAGACGACAACCCGGUGGUGGUUACGGUGGAGGACGGAAUAAAAAUUAUUAUAAUAAUAGAGGUGGAUCAGGUGAUUAUACUAGUUCCACUGGACACAGUGUCCACAUGCGAGGCCUGCCUUUCUCAGCAACCGAAGAGGAUAUUAUGCAUUUCUUUAGACCUUCACAACCUAUCAAAAUCACAAUCCACUACAAUGCUGAUGGAAGAGCUUCUGGAGAAGCAGAUGUUGACUUUGCUUCUCAUCAUGAAGCAGAGGAAUCUUUAAGAAAGGAUCGUGCUGCAAUGCAGCAUCGGUAUAUAGAACUUUUCCUGAAGUCUACUCCUGGAGGAAGACCCCAACACAAUCCUCCUUAUUCUGGUGAUCAUCAUUCCGGGGUUGGUCCAAUGCAAAACUUUGCAGCUUCUAAUCAAGUUGGAACAAUGGGUAACCCGAAUUACACUCCUUUUUGAUAACUGCCCUCAUAAUCAUUUGUUGUUGUAUCGUAACCAUCUUAUUAUACAUUGAAAACGUCAAAAUGUUAUUUGUAGAAUGAGUUGAGAUAUUUAGCCUAUGAUAAUGUAUCAUUUUUUUGAAACAAUGCCUGGUGUUUCCGUUUCACAAAAGUAGCUUGUUACGCUAUUGCUUUAAAAAAAAUAGGCGAUUUGAUCAUUGUGAUAAUGCUAAGCUUGGAAAAUAGAUUUUGACAGAAACUUUCCAGUGUUUAUGAGAGAAUGUUAGCACGUACGAGGUACAAAAUGUAAAGAAUGUCUUUUUUGUUAGCAGUUCAUCUUCCAUUAAAGAUUCCUCUUUUCUAAAUACUCCACUGAGAGAAAGAAAAUUCAAUAAAAACAAUCUUUUGCACAAACAUUACUUUACUAAAGCAAUCAUAGCUGUGAUUACAUCUGAUGGAAAUAAAACAUGGAGGAAUGAUAAAAGCGCUGAAAAUGACCGAUACUUGUGAGAAUACUCAGUGAAAACUUUUACUACUAUAAUUUCUCUAAUUUGAGCUUUCCCCUCCUUUUACUUUAAAAAUCCUCCGUUUGCCCAAAUAAUUGGUAAUUUGUCUUUUUUGAGAUAAAAGCUUAACCAAUAUUAUCAAUUUAUAAAAUCUAAGUAACUUCUUUUCAAAUAAACUAUACAUUAUUGUGAAGAAUUAAAAGAAAGUACACUUGUUUGUUUCAUAUAAAGCCGAUUCUCUAAAGUUAUAACAAAGUGUAUUUUUUAUAAAAUCGAACUGUAUUACAUUUCUUUAUACUUCUGCUGCAAACGAACACCAAUAGCCUUUGUAGUAUCCAUAAAUCUUUCUACACAAUUUGAAAUGCAACUCUCCGUUCUAUAAUCCAAUUUGUCGCGUGGUUUGUCCAUACAUUUUUCCCAACAAACAUCGGUAAGAGCAUGAAGUUGUUGCUGGAUUUGAGCCUUUUGUUGUUCAGCCAUUAGAAAUUGUUGCAUUUCGUGAUCCACAUUGUUGGAUUUCGUUGGCAUAUCAAACGACAUUUUCAAGCCGGCUUAUUAUUACAGUUGUAUGUCUAAGAAAGUUAAGAGCUAGCAAUGUGACUCUAAGG